Durusdinium trenchii is the source of this 658-nucleotide messenger RNA. Lineage: Eukaryota; Dinophyceae; Suessiales; Symbiodiniaceae. The record is from the annotation of a GenBank genome assembly.
GCAGCCGCAGAAUGCGAAGGAGGUUGCGCUGAACAGCAUCAAUUGUCAAGAGGCCUGGACCUUUCUCUAUCGCCUAUGUAGAGAUGGGGAGAAAAAGAAGGUGGACCCUGAGAUCCUGGCAUCAUGGAGAGCUGGUGGCCCCGCCCGCUCAAAGCUCCUUUCCGACUUUGUGCGCAAGGUCUACAACAAGGAAGUGGACCACACGACCAACAGAGCUCGGCUGGAGACAAAGAUUCAGGGCGCAAUUCAACAUUGUACCAAGAAAAAGCUCACAAAGCAGUGUCUCUAUGAGAAGGUCACCAAGCAAGGCUCUGAGAAAAUGAAGGAGUUGGAGGAGCUGAUGAACGGAAGUGGCUUCUUCAAUGAAAACUUCAGCUUUGGAUUGGGAGAUGUCAUGGAGCUGAGCGAUGAUGAGGGGGUGGAUGUUCCUGGUCCUGAGCCAAAGCCAAAACCAAAGCCGGGCGUCCUAGUUGCUAAAUACAAGAAGGCCUUGUUGAACCGCAGGGCAGUUUUCAAGGAGACCUCAGAGAAGUGGCACAAGGAAACACCUGGCUCUGGAAAGCUAUUUGAACAAAUUCAUCAAUUUUUGAACUUUUGUUCAUUAGUGAUUCCAAAAGUAGACAUUCUCUUUUGGCGACCGCCUGCUAUCAUUGCUUGA